Messenger RNA from Paralichthys olivaceus (Japanese flounder), 1279 nucleotides. RefSeq names its product retinol dehydrogenase 8-like. Gene Ontology annotation, molecular function: estradiol 17-beta-dehydrogenase [NAD(P)+] activity; all-trans-retinol dehydrogenase (NAD+) activity. Gene Ontology annotation, biological process: estrogen biosynthetic process; retinol metabolic process. The record is from RefSeq and is a predicted model, not a curated record. Gene Ontology annotation, cellular component: cytoplasm; cytosol. NCBI's taxonomy places the organism in Eukaryota, Metazoa, Chordata, Actinopteri, Pleuronectiformes, Paralichthyidae.
GAUUUAAGGAACUGUGGGUUAUGUCACUGCCUCUCUAUGGCGCGCACGGACAAAAAUCUGCACGCACGCACGCACGAGCAGUGACUCUCACCUCUUAUAGUGGCUCAUCCUGCAGAGCUGCACGUCUGUCUGUAUCUCAGUGAGGCCAAACAGCGGAGCGGAGAGGCAGUGGAGCCAUGGCGAGUCCCGGACAGAAAGUGGUGCUGAUCACUGGCUGCUCCUCCGGUAUUGGCCUGAGGAUGGCCGUGAUGCUGGCAAAUGAUGACCAGAAGCGUUAUCACGUCAUCGCCACGAUGCGUGACCUGAAACGUAAAGACAAGCUGGUGGAAGCUGCCGGGGAUGCGUACGGGAAAACCCUCUCUCUGGCUGUUCUCGACGUCUGCAGCGAUGAGUCUGUCAAACAGUGUAUUAAUGGCAUCAAAGAUCGACACGUGGAUGUCCUGAUCAAUAACGCAGGUAUCGGCCUGGUGGGUCCCGUGGAGAGCAUCCCCAUGGAAGAGAUGAAGAAAGUGUUUGAGACCAACGUCUUUGGAGUGAUCCGCAUGAUAAAGGAGGUGAUGCCCGACAUGAAGAAAAGAAAAGGAGGACACAUCAUCGUGGUCAGCAGCGUGAUGGGGCUGCAAGGUGUGGUGUUUAAUGACGUGUAUGCAGCCUCCAAGUUCGCCAUGGAGGGAUUUUGUGAGAGCUUGGCUGUGCAGCUCUUGAAGUUUAACGUCACACUGUCGUUGAUUGAGCCGGGUCCAGUACACACAGAAUUUGAGGCAAAGAUGAUUCAGGAGGUGAAACAGAGAGACUGUCCUGGAGCUGAUCCUGAUACAGUGCAUUACUUCAAGAACGUCUACCUUCCUUCUUCUAUCGACAUCUUCGAGGUACUGGGACAAACACCUGAUGACGUCGCCAGAUGCACCAAGAAAGUGAUUGAGGCGAGUAGCCCACGUUUCCGUAAUCUGACCAACCCGAUGUACACCCCCAUCGUAGCACUGAAAUACGCUGAUGAAACUGGAGGCCUGUCUGUCCAUGCCUUCUACCACAUGCUCUUCAACAUGGGCACUCUCAUGCACGUCAGCAUGACUGCCAUGAAGUACCUCACCUGUGGAUGUCUGAGGAGCAGAACCAUUUCACCAAACUAGAAGCUUGUGUUUUGUGUACAGCUGUGAAUAUAACUGCAUAUAAAGAUGGACAACAUGACAGCUCACCAAAAGUGAGGUCAAAUAAUCUUCAUCACCCCCCCCCAGUGGCUAGCUGUAGCCCCACUUCUUCCAUGUUAGUGGAUGGGACA